GGAGUCAGAGUGUCAGGAAGUCGCUGCGAGUGUGGCCCCGCUCACAAGGCCGUUUGAAAGCCCAUCGCCUGCCGUGUUGGGUCAGUAAACGGACGGGCAUCCCAUGAAAGUUCCAGGAGUUCCUCCGGGGAGGGCCUGGGGGAGGAGGUUGGAGAAACCUUGCCCACCACUGCCCUGUGCUGCUCUUCCAGGUCUGCAAAUGAAGAGCCCCGAAAAGAAGCGAAGGAAGUCAAAUACUCAGGGCCCUGCAUACUCACAUCUGACGGAGUUUGCGCCGCCCCCGACUCCUAUGGUGGAUCAUCUGGUUGCGUCCAACCCUUUUGAGGAUGACUUUGGAGCCCCAAAAGUGGGGGCUGCAGCGCCUCCUUUCCUGGGCAGCCCUGUGCCCUUUGGGGGCUUCCGAGUACAGGGGGGCAUGGCUGGCCAGGUACCCCCAGGCUAUGGCGCUGGGGGCGGAGGGGGUCCCCAGCCUCUCCGCAGGCAGCCCCCUCCUUUCCCUCCCAACCCUAUGGGCCCUGCUUUCAACAUGCCCCCCCAGGGCCCUGGCUACCCACCCCCAGGCAACAUGAACUUUCCCAGCCAACCCUUCAACCAACCUCUGGGUCAGAACUUCAGUCCUCCUAGUGGGCAGAUGAUGGCAGGCCCCGUGGGAGGAUUUGGCCCCAUGAUCUCCCCCACCAUGGGGCAGCCUCCCAGAGGGGAGCUGGGCCCUCCACUCCCCCAGCGCUUUGCCCAGCCAGGAGCACCUUUUGGCCCCUCUCCUCUCCAGAGACCUGGUCAGGGGCUCCCCAGCCUGCCACCUAACACAAGCCCCUUUCCCGGCCCAGACCCCGGCUUCCCUGGCCCUGGUGGUGAGGAUGGGGGAAAGCCCUUAAACCCACCUGCCCCCACCGCUUUUCCCCAGGAGCCCCACUCGGGCUCCCCGGCUGCUGCGGUGAAUGGGAAUCAACCCAGCUUCCCCCCAAACAGCAGUGGGCGGGGUGGGGGCACGCCGGAUGCCAACAGCCUGGCACCCCCUGGCAAAGCAGGAGGGGGCUCAGGGCCCCAGCCGCCCCCAGGCCUGGUGUAUCCCUGUGGUGCCUGUCGGAGCGAGGUGAAUGACGACCAGGACGCCAUCCUGUGUGAGGCCUCGUGCCAGAAGUGGUUCCACCGGGAGUGCACAGGCAUGACUGAGAGCGCCUACGGGCUGCUCACCACAGAGGCCUCUGCUGUCUGGGCCUGCGACCUCUGCCUCAAGACCAAGGAGAUUCAGUCCGUCUACAUCCGAGAGGGCAUGGGGCAGCUGGUGGCUGCCAACGACGGGUGACGCAGUGGUGGUGGCCCGGGGAAGUGCGCACGUCCCUCCCUGCCCUUGUGGGGUGCUUGUUUCCGGGUCUGGCUCUGGGUCCCUGUUUCCAGGGGCCUCCCAUUCCCAUGGGGGCAGAAAAGGAUCUGAGACGGGCAGGUCGAAGAGGGCCCGGAUCGCUGACUUUUCUGGCAAUUUGGCAGCUGAGAUCUACCGAGGUCCCGGAAAUCAAAGUCUUGCAGCUCAGAGCCAUCUAUCUCUUGGUGGCUGUCUCCGGAGGCCUAGGGCUGUGGCCGCCAGAGGAGAGCCCGGAGGGCUGGGGUGUCCCCUCCGAGGGUGUUGGAUGCCCGCUGACACUGUGCCUGUAUUGAAUGCUGUGGCGCCAGCCUGAGUUUUUGGCAUCAAAGUUUCUGGCCAGAAGAGCUGGGGUCUCUUCGUCCCCAUAGUAGUCCUCCCUGGGGGCUCUGUGAGAGGGCACUAGGGCAAACAUGGGACUCCACCACCCCCCCUUUCCACUUCCCCCUUUGCCUCCUUCGAGGUCAACUCCCCGCCGAGAACCAAAUAGCUCAUAGGAGCUGGAGAGUUCUUGGUGACUUGGGCUUCAAGACAGUAGGUAAGAGGUGCGACAGGACGGACCUCCCUCAUACCAAAGUCACUGCUCUGUCCCCAGCAGCCCCUCAUGCAGCUCAGCCCCUAAUGACCACGUGGUUUUGUUUUUUGUUCUUGGGAUUUUUUUUUUUUUUUUUGCCAAAAAAGUGGGAUAUGUGUUCUGACCAGCCAGGAUAGCUGAAGUCUGGACUGUCCCAGAAGUCUGGACCCUGGGGUCCCAGGCCCCCCCACCCUCACCCCCGUGCCCAUGUGUUGCACAUUAUCCCCUGCGUCUUUCUUCAGCUGUGGCGCCUUCUACCCUCACCUCCCUGGCCUGAUUGAAGGAAAGCUUGAAAAGGGGCAGAGCCCUCAUACCUCAUUUCCUAGCCCGAUCCUGGGACCCAAGGGAGGCCCUGCCAAGGCCUUGGGGUGGGUGGGGGAUUGGGCACGGCCGGAGCCCCACGGUCAUGGUCCUAAAAGGUCCAAGAACCUGGCUGUGCUCCUGGCCCUUGCUGGGCUUUUCAUGUCUUGGGCUCCGUCGUCCCGUCGUCCGGCAGUUCUUCCUCUCAGCCAAUGCCCAGUUGUGGGCUUAAUUUGCUUUUUCUUUUUUAAGGACUGGCUGCCAGAGAGGAGCCCAGGGGCUGAGCUGACAUCCCCAGCUGUUCAUCCCUACAGCUCUGCCCAUUCCAUUCUUCACUGGGGUGGGGGUAGGGCGGGCGGGAGUGUGGUCUCCAAGCACAAGGUGUGGUGGCAGAGGCCACCCCCUGUGUCCCCCUCCCUCCCAGGCUAGACAACGGAGGGAACCCAGUGAUCUGCCAGGGAGCCAGCAGCCUCAGGCUGGGAGAGCAGACCUGGGCCAUGAGAACAGACCACGGCCCCCUGCCGCCCAACUUUGUGUUUCUGUUUGCCCCUUUAUCUGUUGAUACUUUUGUGUUGUUUACCCCCCCUCCCCUUUUUGUAAAAAAACAACAGAGGAGGCCCUGGGGCUGCAGGGUGUCUUCGCUCUCUCCCUCCACUACUUCCUGAAAGAAAGUAGGGUGACAGAGAUGUGGGGGAGUGUUUUGUACGGUUGGAUUAAUAAAAUGACUUGAAAAUCCA
Echinops telfairi (small Madagascar hedgehog) is the source of this 2971-nucleotide messenger RNA. RefSeq names its product pygopus family PHD finger 2 (gene PYGO2). The record is from RefSeq and is a predicted model, not a curated record. NCBI's taxonomy places the organism in Eukaryota, Metazoa, Chordata, Mammalia, Afrosoricida, Tenrecidae. The coding region runs from base 104 to 1306 and encodes 400 amino acids. Gene Ontology annotation, biological process: spermatid nucleus differentiation; kidney development. The transcript has 2 exons.